Molecule: messenger RNA, 952 nt
Organism: Durusdinium trenchii
Lineage: Eukaryota; Dinophyceae; Suessiales; Symbiodiniaceae
Source: the annotation of a GenBank genome assembly
CUAGUUUCUGCUGCUGCCUCAUUCUUGUGAUGCUGCUACGCUAAGCUUGUAAUUCUGGGCCAGCAGUGAGAACAUCCUCAUGGAAGCCGACGGUCAGGGUGUGGAAAUCGAUCCACCUAUGCCGGUGCGGCUGCGAGAAGGGAAGCCGGGCAAAGGCAAGCUCCGAAUUUCUGACGCCUUCAAUUCGGCGCACGCCGAGGGCUGUGAAUGCUGCCAACCCAGCUCAUCAACAUUGGAGCCCGGUUUUUGGAGAAAAGUUGGGUUUGGUGAGCAGGCAGAGUCGCAAGAAAGCCAAAAUGUUCGGCUCAUCCUUUUGUCAGAGGUUGAAAAGGAAGCAGAGGUCAUGUCUCCCAUUGAGAGAACGGGCGCCAUUUAUGGCUGGAAAAGAGCAGGUGAAAUGGCAGUGGAGGAGGCUGACUGGGAAGGAGCGGGUGACUGCUAUGCCCGAGCACUUGCCUUUGGUGCUGCGCUGGGUGAAAUUGAUGGUGGAACCCCUUUCCCUGCUUGGUACCCUAGACAAGAAGUUGAUAAACUUUGCUCAGAGGUUUUGGUGAAGGUGUCUGAAAUGGAGGUUGCCAUUGCAGCAGCAGAGGGGGAGGCAUGGCUUGGGCAAGCUUUCGCUGCGGCAAUCAGGGCGAAUCAGCUUGAUCCCUCCAACCCGACGGCGGAGGCCAUGCUGCGCAGACUUCAGACCUAAGGGUGAUGGGCCUGUGAGCCUUGCUAAGCUGCCAGAGUCUUUUUAGAGACCCAAGGCUCGUGUUGUUGGCUUUUACUGCCAAAUUUUCACGAUUGAACAAAACAAACCACCCAAUUGAACGGGAGAUUUCAGCCCUGGAUUGGUGGUGCGACCUUUUGAAACAAAAGGUUUGCCCCACGAGUUUUCGCGUCGGGCUCGUGCACAUAUCACUUGCUCAAAUGGGACGGGGAUGCCUUCGCGCGCCGCAAAAUCAAC